AUGCCUCGUCCGACAAAUCGCUCCGAUAUCCUUGUACGACUUCGAAAAGUUAUCUCAGAUGGCGGUAUCAUUGUUGGAGCCGGAGCCGGCAUCGGGCUUUCUGCCAAAUCUGAGGAACAGGGUGGGAGUGAUUUGAUUAUUAUUUACAAUUCAGGAAGAUUUCGAAUGGCCGGUAGAGGGUCAUUGGCGGGUUUAAUGCCCUACAGUGAUGCAAACGCCGUUGUAGUGGACAUGGCAAAGGAGAUCUUACCUAUUGUCAAACAGACUCCUGUCCUGGCUGGCGUGUGCGGGACAGAUCCUUUCAGAGAGAUGCCCGAGUUCUUAGGCCAAUUGAAAGAGCUCGGAUUUUCGGGAAUUCAAAACUUUCCUACAGUGGGCUUGAUUGAUGGCAAGUUUCGACAAAACCUGGAAGAAACGGGAAUGGGAUACGACAAGGAAGUUGAAAUGGUACGAAUCGCACGGGAAAUGGACAUCUUCACAACGCCCUACGUAUUCAAUGUCGACGAAGCAGAACGUAUGGUUCGUGCUGGUGCUGACGUUCUCGUCGCACACGUUGGCUUGACCACCUCUGGAAGUAUUGGAGCCGAGACAGCGUUCUCGCUAGAUGAUGCGGUCAAAAUUGUUCAAGAUAUUCGUGACUCAGCUGUACGAAUCAAUCCAGAUAUUAUUGUGCUUUGUCAUGGUGGACCUAUUGCAGAGCCCAAGGAUGCCGAGUAUGUUCUCAACCAUACGAAAGGCAUUCAUGGGUUUUUCGGGGCGAGUAGCAUGGAGCGACUGCCUGUGGAGAUUGCCAUCAAGGAGAAUGCUCAGGCAUUCAAAAAUCUGAAUAUCCAGCGAAACUGA
Molecule: messenger RNA, 843 nt
Organism: Talaromyces marneffei
Lineage: Eukaryota; Fungi; Ascomycota; Eurotiomycetes; Eurotiales; Trichocomaceae
Exons: 3
Coding region: 1-843 (280 amino acids)
Molecular function (GO): catalytic activity
Source: RefSeq, a predicted model, not a curated record